Sinocyclocheilus grahami is the source of this 1227-nucleotide messenger RNA. RefSeq names its product protein S100-B-like. Bases 98 to 385 code for a protein of 95 amino acids. Lineage: Eukaryota; Metazoa; Chordata; Actinopteri; Cypriniformes; Cyprinidae. Gene Ontology annotation, cellular component: cytoplasm; nucleus. Gene Ontology annotation, biological process: positive regulation of cell population proliferation; positive regulation of canonical NF-kappaB signal transduction. Gene Ontology annotation, molecular function: calcium ion binding; S100 protein binding; calcium-dependent protein binding. The transcript is spliced from 3 exons. The record is from RefSeq and is a predicted model, not a curated record.
UUCAGACCUAUAAAUGGACUCCCAUCUCACUCUGCUCUGAAUCGCCUCAUUCUGACAAACUCUCUGCUGAAAACGUCGAACGCUGCACUACAUUAAGAUGUCAGACUUAGAGAACUGCCUGGGAACCAUCAUUGAGGUCUUCCACAAAUACUCGUCCAAAGAAGGCGACAAGUACAAAUUAAAAAAGACCGAACUCAAGGAGUUGCUCACAAAUGAAUUUCCGACUCUUACCGAGCAUGUGAAAGAUCAAGCAACAAUGGACAGUUUGAUGGAAAGCUUGGACACCGAUGGUGACUCGGAGUGUGAUUUUCAGGAGUUCAUGACCUUCAUCACCAUGGUUACCAUCUGUUGCCAUGAUUUUUUCGAACACCACGAAGACGAAUGAGUUGAAUUUAAUAAAACAAGUUCAGUUUUCGUAGUUUAAGAAGUCACAAUACAUUCCUUCUCUUAAAGUUUGCUUUGUUCUUUAUCAUUUCAUAUUAGGAUUGCUGUUUUGUUUGGAAAGAAUGUACAUGCAGCUUGUACGACAGUUUGUUUGGCUUAUUUUGCUAGACUCAAAACUAGUUCAUAAUUUAUUACAAAACAGGUUUCCAUUAUUUUGUCUAGCCAUUUUUUUUUUCUCCAAGACAUCCCCAUCAUAAAUCUCAUUGUGUGAAAUGCAGACCAGGUGUUGUACUUUUGCCAUUUCAAUUCUAGGCUGAUUGCUAAAUGUUUUUUUUUUAUUAGGCUGCUAUUGACUUACGUCGGAUUGUUCUGGGGCCUGAGACAAAUCAUACUGUGCUUUAAAAAGACCCACCAAAGGGAAUUAUUCUUUUGAAAAUAUAUAAUAUGAUGUUUAAAACCGUCCCAUAUGUUAUUAGAGGCAUGAAAACUCACGUUUUUCAUGUAUUAAAUGUCCAGAAUAUUUACUAGUAGAUUUAAUAGUACAUGAAAUGUGUUUUCCAACUGUAACCUAAGCUAACAGUCAAUGUCAAAACAUCAGGCUUAAUUCAUGAAACAAGGCAUUUUCUGUGUAAAUCGUGCAUAAAUCUACUUGCAUGCAAAUUAUUAAACUGAAUGCGACAAUUUACUUAAGAAUGUAUUAUGAACAAUUUACAAAAAUGUGUGUAACAAGGCCCUACAAUGAAUGUUUCCUUAUAAAGCUAAACAAAAGAUGAACAAGUUUCAGAAGCCAAACUUAUGGAAUGAAAUCUAGCGAAAUAAAAGUGUGAACAAAUUAAAUUUUAA